AGGCGACCUCUUCAUCAAGACAGUCCUUACGUCCUACCUCUUCACACAGCCCUGAGCGGAGCAUACAUUCAGGUGUGGUACCAUAGCCCCUAUCCUGCACCCACUUCGACACUAUCCUUUGGCCGAACACAGUCACCCCUAUCUUCGCGCGUCAACAGCAAGAGAUCACAUCAGUUGACUGUGCUAUCACUUGGCUCCAAUCAAGAGUCACAUUACCAUCACCUGUUCAUAGUCUCACGAGGUAGACUGUGACUCUGAAGCGACCAUUCCCCAGGCCAACUUGUCGACAUCAUGGUCCAGCUUCUUGUUCGCCAUGCAGCACUCCUGUCCGCCGUCACCCUUGUGCUUACAGCAGCACUUGGCAUGGCGCGAGGGAAGCACUCAAAGACUAUAGGAGACAGUGGUGUUAGUGCCCAGAUGCUGUUCUUGGCUGACCCAGAUCAUGUAGUCUUCAUGGACAAGGCAGAGAACAACCCCUUGUCGAUCAAUGGGCAUCCUGCCUGGGUGGCUCGAUACCAACUCUCUUCGGGGAGGAAGCAGGCAAUGGAUGUACGAACGAACACCUUCUGCGCCGGCGGUGCUCCCGCCGGUGAUGGACGUUACGUCACGACUGGCGGGACCGCGGCACUUGGGUACAAGUCCCAAGAUGGAGGCUUCGCUCUCAAUAUCUAUGAUCCCUCCACCAACACCUGGGAACAGAACAGGCAUGGCAUGCAGACCAACCGAUGGUACUCGAGCGUAGAGCCAAUGGCAGACGGCAGUGUCAUCAUCGUCGGCGGUCAAAACGCUGGAGGUUACGUGUCGACUCAAAGGACAAAUGAGCCUUCCUACGAGUUUUAUCCGAGCAAAGGAGAGCCGGUCCACAUGGGCAUCUUGGCUAGGACAGUGCCGGUCAAUCUCUACCCUCUCACCUUCUUGAUGUCGAACGGAGAACUGUUCGUGCAGUCUGGCCGUCAAGCAAUUCUUUGGAACCUUGACAGCGCGAGCGAGAAGGCCCUGCCCAAUAUCCCCGAUGUGCCUCGCCCUUACCCAUCUAGCGCCGGUGUCGCAAUGAUGCCCAUGACACCCGACAAUGGAUACAAGCAGACUAUUCUCUUCUGCGGUGGUAUCUCUCUGGGCCGCAAGGCAGCUUGGGGCGCCUUGAGCGGACCCGCAGUCAGCACUACCGACAAGGUCGCCUCGACUUCCUGCCAACAGAUCGACCCUCUGGGCUCCGGCCAAUGGCAGGCUUCGGACGCGCUUCCUGAACCUCGCGUGAUGGGCAUGUUCGUCCACUUGCCCGACGGAACCCUGUUCUUCGGUGGAGGCGUCAAGAAGGGUACCGCUGGCUACACGGCCAGCGGUAAAGGACCAGGCAAGCCAGUUGGCCAGUCGCUCGGAGACGACCCCGCCUAUACCGUUCAGAUUUACUCCCCUCGAGCUCCAGCUGGCUCUCGAUGGAAGGCAUACGGAAGUCUGCUCAACCCCAGGCUGUACCACUCCUCUGCUCUCCUGCUGCCAGACGGUGCCAUUCUGAUCUCCGGCUCAAACCCCAAUGAAGAUGUAACAACGGCUCACUGGCCCACAAGCUACGCUGUGGACAAGUGGUACCCGCCAUACUACAACAUGCCUCGACCAUCCUCUGAUCAAUUGCCUACUCGACUGAAGUACGGCGGCAAAUCCUUCACCAUCGACAUGGCCCGAGCCAUUGCGGACAUGAACAUCAAGAGCCUUGACUCUGCAUAUGUUCGCAUCAUUCGAACCGGCUUCUCAACUCACGGUGUCAACUGGGGCCAACGUUCUCUGCAGCUCAAAAGCCAGCUAUCGGUAGACAAGCGUACGCUCGUGGUUCAGGGUCUGCCCAACAACCCUAACCUCUUCGCACCCGGUCCCGCUCUGAUCUUCCUCGUCGUGGAUGGUGUCCCUAGCAUGGGCGUCUUUGCGCACAUUGGUCCUAAGGGCAUCCCCGCAGCAGUCGCCAACAGCAUGUCCAAAUUUGCCAGCCUGAAUCAGGUCUCGGCAGAAGCAGACGAGCCGCAUGUCACUUCUACCGGAGAAGGCGGAGGCGGCGAAAAGGAUGUUUCCAUCAGCAAGAGGUGCACGAAGGACAUGCCUGACUCGGAGUUGGUUCAGAGGGACCAUGUCUGGGAGGCUGUUGCUGCCAACGUCACAGCUGCCGCGCUGUCAGAGUGAAGCACCAGAAAAGCGUCACCUCGGGCCCUAUUCCUUGACUUAUUCAGAUCUUUAUUUGCGAUCGCGAUGGGCACCGAUUCGUUCCGUCGUCCGCGUCUCUAUUCCAACAUGUCACCAGAUUGUCCCACAAUAACGUCCGUCUUUAUAGAUAUUUGGUCCCUUUUUCCCGCUUGCUUGCCAUCGAUAAUGUUGGUUCUCGACUGAGAGUCUUCUGACAAAACAGAUGUACAGUGGUGUGAUGUGG
Molecule: messenger RNA, 2416 nt
Organism: Microstroma glucosiphilum
Lineage: Eukaryota; Fungi; Basidiomycota; Exobasidiomycetes; Microstromatales; Microstromataceae
Product: galactose oxidase
Exons: 2
Coding region: 292-2172 (626 amino acids)
Source: RefSeq, a predicted model, not a curated record